AUGUCGCCUGUAAGCACUGGUGUUUUAUUUUUGUCAUUGAUAUUAUCCGUACAACAAUGUAUAGGCGACAACACCCUCAACUUAAAUGGUCGAUGGGAUAUCAUCAAUUCCAAUAAAGGCUAUAGAGUUAGUGGUAUUGUACCAGGAUCUAUUUACACAGCUUUAAUCGCUAAUAAAACUAUUGAUGAUCCCUAUUAUAGAGAUAAUGAUGUACAAUAUAAAUGGAUUGGUAGAGAUGAUUGGACCUAUACCAGAUUAUUUGAAGUUUCAGCUGAUGUGCUAUCGAAACAAGCAGUUAUCCUGGUGGCAGAAGGUGUGGAUACGUUCUCUACUGUUACCAUCAAUGGAAUAAAGAUAGGAGUGACCGAUAACAUGUUUUUGCGAUAUGUAUUUGACGUAAAGGCAGCUCUUAAGUCUGGACUAAACAACAUAACCAUAGCGUUUAAGUCCGCGGUUAAUAUGGCAGCAGAACUAGAAAAACAGUCAGCAUAUCCAAUACCACCAGGUUGUCCUAAUCCUGCUCAACACGGCGAAUGUUAUAGAAACUUUAUACGUAAAGAACAAUGUUCUUUUAGUUGGGAUUGGGGUCCUUCUUUUCCUGGUCAAGGAAUUUGGAGAAAUAUAUCUAUCCAGUAUUUUAAUGAAGCUGUUGUUAGAGGAGUGUCAGCUUUACCAGAGUUGGUAGCUGACAAUAGUUGGGUUAUACACAUUGUUUUACAUAUGGAUAUCAGCAAUCUGACUGUUAGUGGUAUUGUUCAAACAACACUUGAUAAAACUGGUUUAUACCAUGAACACCUACUAUCUGGUACUAUCUCUAGUGAUAUUUACUAUGACUUCACGGUACCAAAGGAAACGUCAAUCGAUUUGUGGUGGCCGAAUGGUUAUGGAGAGCAAACUCUAUACAAUCUAACAGUGAAGUAUGUAGCAUUAGAUGGUAAAUCUGUUAUAACUGAGAAGAGUAUCAAAAUAGGUUUCAGAACAAUCGAGCUUGUCCAGGAAUCAGUGUCCAAAAAUGCUUCUCAAGGUCUGACGUUCUAUUUUAAAAUCAACGACGUUCCGGUGUUUUUGAAAGGGACAAACUGGAUACCAGCUGACAGUUUCCUUGAGAGGGUCACCAAAACCAGACUGGAAAGACUUUUGAGAUCGGCAGCAGAAGUUCAUAUCAACUCAAUGAGAGUUUGGGGCGGCGGAGUUUAUGAAAGUGAGGAGUUUUAUGAAUUAUGUGAUGAAUUAGGUAUUAUGUUAUGGCAUGAUCUAAUGUUUAGUGAUGCUCUGUAUCCAACAACACCAGAAUUUCUUUCAAGUGUACAGCUAGAGAUUCAACAUCAGGUGGAAAGACUCAAAUCACAUCCAAGUAUUUUACUAUGGUCUGGGAACAAUGAGAAUGAAGGAAUGGUGAUUUGGUAUGUAACAUUGCUCUGUUUUAGGAAAUCUGAACGAUAUAAAAAGGAUUAUGUAACACUAUAUGUAGAUACUAUUAAACCAAUAGUGGAAUCACUGGAUACCUCUAGACCAUUCGUAGUGUCUAGUCCAUCCAAUGGUGCCGAAUCAGAGAAAGAGGGGUGGAUAUCUAAGAAUGCUGGUUCAGAAUAUUAUGGAGACGACCAUUACUACAAUUACAAUGCCGAUUUAUGGAAUUUCAAUACAUUCCCAAUUCCCAGGUUAGCAUCUGAAUUCGGGUCAGAGGCUUGGUGCAAUUAUGAAACUAUUGAGAAAGUAUUUGCUGAAGCUGAUCUAGAUUAUAACUCAGAGAUGGCAAACCAUAGACAGCAUCAUCAAAACGGAAAUGAAGAAAUGUUAAAUCAGACAGCAAUGCAUAUUUCUUUGCCAACUUCAUCAGACCAGAAACAAAAAUUUCAAGAUCUCAUCUACGUAAUACAGAUUCAUCAAGCCAUGGCAAUUAGAACUGAAGCUGAACACUACAGAAGAUACACCAAUCAACUUGGUACUGAUGGUCGUGGCCUAACUAUGGGAACUCUUUAUUGGCAGUUAAAUGAUAUAUGGCAAGCUCCAACAUGGGCGUCUAUUGAUUAUGAUAUGAAAUGGAAAAUGCUACAUUACUAUGCCAAGAAGUUUUAUGACCCAAAUCUCAUUUCACCCUACAUUGAUGGCAAUAAUCUCACGGUAUACUUAGUUCUGGAUGAGAUUCCUGUUUAUAGAGAUUGGACAUCUGAUACUCAGCAAUUAAACCAAACGUCAGGAUGUAUCUUUGAAAAGAAUGUAGAUGAUAUUUUAUCUGAAGCUGGUUGUACAGACAAGAAGAAUUGUUUUCUCUAUUUUUAUCUCAACUCAAGAGAUAAUCCAACCAGUACAUCGUGGUUACCAUUAUCAUAUUUUACUGAUGUCCAGGGUAGAAUAUUACAGUCCAAUAUUCAAAUAUCUAAUGUUGAAACGCUCUCUCUAACUGAAUUUACAGUAACAUUAACUACAAACCACAUAGCACCAUUUGUAUGGAUUAAUUCACGUGGUAUAUCUGGUCGUUUUUCUGAUAAUGGUUUUAUAAUGAAAGAUCCUCAGCUACAGUUGAUUUUUACAUCCUGGCAACCAGUGGACUUAAAAACUUUUACUAAUUCAUUAUCUGUACAAUCAUUAAUGGAUAUUUACCAUUAAAAUAUCAGAAUAG
Lottia gigantea (owl limpet) is the source of this 2623-nucleotide messenger RNA. RefSeq lists its product as hypothetical. The transcript has 17 exons. Gene Ontology annotation, molecular function: beta-mannosidase activity. Lineage: Eukaryota; Metazoa; Mollusca; Gastropoda; Lottiidae. The record is from RefSeq and is a predicted model, not a curated record. Gene Ontology annotation, biological process: carbohydrate metabolic process; glycoprotein catabolic process. The coding region runs from base 1 to 2610 and encodes 869 amino acids.